GGCGGCCGUCGCGCCGGCACCCUCAUCACUCUAUCCCUCCUACUACUCACCAAAGGUCGCGUGGCAUCAGCCCCGGCAGGUUCCUGGUUGCUGUCAACAUUACUGAUAGACUACUGGCAGGAUAUCUCAACUUCUCAAGUUUCUCUGGCAACAACCACUUGAAUUGUGGGCCGAAAUUCCACCAUCCUUGUGCCUCACAUGCGUCUUACCAGGGAAGGCGCGGUUGUGGCUCUGCCUUGCGGCGCCGCCGGGGGCGUCGCGUGCAGGAAUUGCAUCAUUCUCCGACGGGCUUUGCCGACCGAACGAUGUCAUCCGCGACGGGCGGACGCUGCGCUGGUAGCUGCCGCCGUCUCUUCCUGUCUCCGCCUACGAAGUUUUUAUGUGCAAAAUGAACGACCGCAGCGGCGAAACGGAAGCAAGACACGAGCAGCUGCAGGCCAUGGAUCGCCGCCGGCGACAAAUUAAACCGCGCUGGAAGCAGAACGCCAUCGAUGCGUCCUCUGGGCAGUGGGCACGCGGCGCGUGGUCGGCAGCAGUAGUCGGCCCCGGAGACCAGGACCGCUGAUCGCCUGCGCCUGCGCCUGUGCCAGUGGCAUCUCUCCACAAGCGCAUCACCUUCGUGUCGGCGGCGUCAGCUGGCGCUCUUCGGCGGCCAAGUGAGCAGCCCUCCUCUCCUGCUCCUGAGCCGGCGGACCACCACGGCCUUCGCCCCUCCCGGCGCCCGCGCCUAACGAGGGAAAAAAGGGCCUCUUGCAAUCAUCUGAUCCGGGCCGCAGCACUUGGAUCGGACGGAUCUCGGGUAACCAAGGGGUGGACGGUAUUCAAAUACGGUCCACCCCUGAGAUGCCCAGAAACGCCUCCCCCGCCUCAUGUCGCGCCUCGUCUGAGCGCCGCCGCUCCCCGGCGGUCCGUUUAGAUUUGGAAGGUUGUGCCAAUACCAGCCUCCCUUGGCCAGCUUUCAAAGCUUCAGCUUCUGAUGCUGAGUGAAAACAAUCUCAAUGGAUCUAUUCCUGAAACUCUAACAAAUAUCUCAAGCUUGACAAACAUCCGGCUAGCUUACAAUAAACUCACUGGUGAAAUACCUCCUCAGUUUGGUAACCUCUCUCGCUUGACAAGUUUAGAUUUGGAAGACAACCUAUUGGUUGGGCCAAUACCAGCAGCAGCAGCAGCGGUCAAUCCCGGCGCCUCGAAUCAACCGGCGCGGUCGUCCACCUACGCCUUCACGCGCGCGGCAGCGGCGGCGGAGAGGAAGGUGAUGGGGAGGCGGGAGGCAGCGUGAGCCUGCGAACCUCGGGGGCGCGGCGGCGAGCGAGACCUGCCUGAGACUGACGGAGGCAAAGUUUUCCAAGGAAAGCUAAAGUAAUAAGAGAAGAAAGAUGGAGCUGCUCAGUAUCAUUCUAAUUGUAGCAUCUCUCCUCCCAUUCUCAGCAUCUGAUCGUCAAGGUGAUGCCUUGUAUGAUAUGAAGCUGAAACUAAAUGCUAGAGGCAGUCAGCUUUCCGACUGGAACCAAAAUCAAGUUAACCCCUGCACCUGGAGUUUUGUUAUUUGUGACAAUAAUAACAAUGUUGUGCAAGUAACAUUGACUUCUAUGGGAUUUACUGGAGUUCUGUCACCAAGAAUCGGAGAGCUGGAGUAUUUGAAUGUUCUGUCCUUGCCUGGUAACAACAUCACUGGUGGCAUACCAGAGAAGUUUGGUAACCUCUCUCGCUUGACAAGUUUAGAUUUGGAAGACAACCUAUUGGUUGGGCCAAUACCAGCCUCCCUUGGCCAGCUUUCAAAGCUUCAGCUUCUGAUGCUGAGUCAAAACAAUCUCAAUGGAUCUAUUCCUGAAACGCUAACAAAUAUCUCAAGCUUGACAAACAUCCGGCUAGCUUACAAUAAACUCACUGGUGAAAUACCUCCUCAGUUUGGUAACCUCUCUCGCUUGACAAGUUUAGAUUUGGAAGACAACCUAUUGGUUGGGCCAAUACCAGCCUCCCUUGGCCAGCUUUCAAAGCUUCAGCGUCUCAGUGGUAGAAGAAAGACGCAGCUGCUCCUGCUCCGCGUCGUCCUAGCUUUAGCGUCUCUGCUCCCGGUUUCAGCAACUAGUCGUGAAGGUGAUGUGUUUUUAGAUAUGAAGCUGAAGCUGAAUGCUACUGGGAAUCAGCUCUCCGACUGGAACCGGGUUCAGAUCAACCCCUGCACUUGGUACUCUGUUGUGUGUGACAACAACAACAAUGUUGUUCAAGUAACAUUGCCUUCCAUGGGAUUUACUGGAGUCUUGUCACCGAGAAUCGGAGAGCUCAAGUAUUUGAAUGAUCUGACUGAGUGAAAACCAUCUCAGUGGAUCUAUUCCGGAUACCCUGGCAAGCAUCCCAAGCCUGAGAGACAUCCGGCUGGCUUACAAUAACCUGUCUGGUCAAAUACCUGAUCGGCUGUUUCAUGUUGCACAUUACUACUUCUCCGGUAACGACAACUUGCGCCUUACCAAGGUAACGGGCCAUAUUUUUUUUUUCAAUUUUCAGUUCUGCUGUAACCUUGUCAAAUAGAAGACCGUAGGCAGUAGGUCUGUACUCUGUGCUACUCGCAUGACCGAACUGAAACAUGGUGCUGGGACGGCAGAACAAAAGCAUGGCCGUGGACCGCGGACCACCCCUGAAGCUGGAAACGAUGGCACCAGUGGGUCGCUGAAGCUUGCAAAAAUGUCCAUGAGCGCAUCACUGUGCCUGUGCGCGCCUUUUUGGUUCCUUUUAGCAAACUUGUAAAUCAGUGCUGAUGUGCUUGCUAUUCGGUUUGUCCAGUUGACAAUGCACGCAACAGUCCAAAACUUCACGUUGAGGCAUAAAUAAAGGGCAUUUUGGCACGAGAAUCA
Molecule: messenger RNA, 2852 nt
Organism: Panicum hallii
Lineage: Eukaryota; Viridiplantae; Streptophyta; Magnoliopsida; Poales; Poaceae
Product: LRR receptor kinase SERK2-like
Exons: 17
Coding region: 1377-2312 (311 amino acids)
Molecular function (GO): protein binding
Source: RefSeq, a predicted model, not a curated record